UGCAGCACCUCACUUAUGAGGACAGGCUGAAGGAACUGUGCUUGUUCAGCCAGGAAAAGAGAAGGCUGUGAGGAGACCUCGCUGUGGUGCGAUAUACUUCCAGUACAUCAAGGGAGUUUAGAAACAAGAGGAAAAUCAACUUUUUGCACGGGUAGGUAGCGAUAGGGGAACGGUUUUCAACUGAAAGAGGGGGCAUUUAGCUUAGAGGUCUGAGGAGGGGGGAUUUUACUGAGGGAGCAGCGAGGGGUGGAGCAGCGUCCCCUCAUCCGCCCGCCCAGCCCCCAGCAGGUAACGGUCGGGCCGCCCCCAAGAUGGCGCCGCGCUGAGGCGAGCCCGCGCUUGGUGCUGAGCGGUGCUGCCUCCACACCGCCCCGUUGUGGGUCGGCUGCUGCGCCGUUCUGAGGCCCCAAAGAGCGGCCGAGGUUUUGACUCCAAGUGGAAGACAGAUCUUUGAAAUACGUGAUGGCCACUUGUCAGCUUUUAAGUAGGCAGAAGAAUAAGUCCUCUAAGGAAUUUCUGUUGUUCCCCAACAAAAUCACUACUAAGCAGCAGUCUGUGGUGCUGGUGAAAAGACUUCUGGCCAUCUCUGUCUCCUGCAUAACAUACCUGAGAGGGCUGUUCCCUGAGAGUUCUUACGGAACUCGCUAUUUAGAUGACCUCUGUCUAAAAAUUCUGCGAGAAGAUAAAAGCUGUCUGGGAUCGUUUCAGAUAGUCAAGUGGAUUCAAGGUUGUUUUGAUGCUUUGGAGAAGCAGUAUCUACAUGUUGCUGUGCUAGCAAUGUACACCAAUCCCGAGGAACCGGAGACAGUGACUGAACUGUAUCAAUUCAAGUUCAAGUACAAAAAGGAGGUGCCCGAGAUGGACAUCAUCAGCAACAAAACGAACUUUGUGAAUGGAGUGUGCAGCGAGGACAUGAAACAAGCCUGCAGCCUGCUGAUCCGUAAGCUGUACCUGUUAAUGCAAAACCUGGGCCCACUUCCCAAUGACAUUACCCUGACCAUGAAGCUCCUCUACUACAAUGAUGUAACUCCUGAUGAUUACCAACCACCUGGCUUUAAGAAAGAUGACAACCCUGGUGACCUGUUGUUUGAUGGUGAUCCUGUCAACUUGAAACUAGGGUCAGUCUCCACUGGAUUCCACACCUUGAAAGUGAAAGUAACAACUGAAAGCAAAAGAAUGGGGAGAGUUGAAAGCAACCUGAUCCAGAAGAAUAGCCCUACUGAGAUCUCCCAUCCAGGGUUAGACUGUGAUGAAGAGGAAGAGGAGGAAAGCACUAAGAACAACCCUCUCCCUGUCAGAGCAGAUUCAGAUGAGCAUGGAAAGGACAGAAAUUAUACCCAUCCAGGCCUGGGAACUGAAGCAUCUUCUUUUUGCCUUCAAGAUACAGGUGAAAAGGGAAAGAUGAAAAUAAAAGAGAUGGGCAGGCGGCCUUCCUCACAGGCAUCUCAGCAGAUAAGGUGCCUGAACCUUGCGUUUAGCCAGGAAGAGGUAAUAGGACCCAAGAAGAAAAGGAAGGUCAGUGAACCAGAGAAGCUGCUUCUGGAAGGCAGGAAAUGAUGUUUGUUCUGCCACACAAUGCAUUUCAGAAGGUGUGAGUUCGUGUUGUCAUCUGACUGGUAAAGACCUUAAUUCUCUCCUCAUAUUUAACUCUCCACAUGCCACACAUAUUUCUGCAUACUUUGUCUUGUACAAAGUUUGGAUUGCAAAGAGGCAGUAGGCACCACAGCUGUCAUGACUGGAGGCCAACAGCACUUGUUUCAUGUUUUAAAGUUGAGGAUUGGCGAUUUGAUGUGGACAGUAUUAUGUGCUUCUUUCUGCUUGCCUCCCUCCCUCCCACCACACACACAUCCCACUGGCUAAAUUUGUUCCUCUCUGGCUGGGCUGUCCCUUGCCAAUAUGUUAUCAAUAUCAACAGCACUAUUUCAGGAUGAACUUUCUGAGAUAUCGAUGGCAGCAAACAAGUUUCAUGAUUCAUUAGAUUGUGCUUCAUUCUAUCUACAGUUUCCGGAGCAUAGAUUUUAUUUUAUUUUUUUUCAGAGAAGGGUUUUUAUCUAUAUUGAAUGCAGAGAUAAAGUAAUCUAUACACAUUUUCUGCUGUUGCUGCUGAAUGUUUUUUUUUUUUCUUUUUUUUUUUCUGACUCUGCAAGUAGUGUUGCUAUGGUUACAAUAUCAACUUACUUCUGAAGCAGCAAUCCACUUCGUACCAAGAGGCAUAGUUACCCAAUACAGCUUGUGUUGAAAUACACAUGUUUCAAACCUAACUUUUAUAAAGGUACCUCUUGAUGGCCAAAUAUAGGUAAAGAGAGCAGCAGCAGUAAAAGAAAGAAUUUGUGUCCUUUGGAGCAAAGGUGCUGUGUUUUCUGGCAUGUAGAUUGCCUGGCUGACACUCUGCCAAGUUAUAACUGGAGAGGUGUAAAAACCUAAUGGUUAUUAUUGGAGUGGAGCAAAAUGAUCUUAAUUAGUCUUAAACACUGUAAAAAUGAUAUUCAGAGAACAAACUCUGCAUUACUUUAUACAUAAGAAAAGAGAUAAUGAAAUUUGAAAUGCCAAAGGAGGAAAUUUAGAACAACAUCUUCCCAACACAAAGUUGAUCUUACACGAUGGAGGUGGGAUGGAGGAAUAAAAAAGCACUAGAAUGCAGCGGAGUAGUGUCCCUGGUAAUGUAGCAGCAUUCCUGGCAUUUCUGAUACUCAUCAGAGAUAUUUCAGGAUGGAGCUUGAAGGGCAGUAGUGGUUUGGGGUAUAAGGUGUUCCUUUUGUGGCCUAUGUCAGCUCCACAGAAAGGAUUGCUUGGCAGGUACAUGAAGCCAGAUGCAGGCUUCUUGGGCCAGGCACCCGAAGGAUCUGGCUGACGAGGUGGGCGCACACCCCUAAAUGUUCAACAGACCUCCUCCAGGUAGCUGAAUAAGGCACUGCAAUCCUAAUUCUAAUGCCACUCCUGUCCUUCCUUGGGCAGACAGACUGCUGGCAGCCCCUCAGCCUGCAGCAGUGUCUGGCAGGUUUCGUGGCCUAAUGCCUGUUUCACAAAACUUGUAGAACAUGAGAGUUCUCCAUUUUAUCCUCACUUUCAGUCCCGAGUCCUCACAUUUGCACCUGUGGCCUAAUAAGCCAGUUUGUUCACAUGCCAGAGCAAACCAGAAAGCUUCCUUCUGCCCAGAUUUUGUAAUGAUAUUUACUCUCAUGCCUGCACAUCCAUGGGAGGCCUGCGUUCUUCGAGCCCAGCUACGGCUCAGGACCUGCCUUGACCUGAAAGCCGUGCCCUGGUGCUCCUGGAGGUUGUGGUUCUGUGUUCCUGCUGGCUCCUGCCUGCCCCCAAAGCCUCGUUAUGUUGUUGUAUUGUGCGUACGGGAGAAAGACAAACAAGCCUGUGGUUAUGGCUACUAGAGGGAAGCCUGUCAGUCUGCCUUGUGCACACCGGAGAAUGCAAAGUGUCCUGUCCCGCAAUGAAAGUGAAGGAGGCUGUCUCAUGUUACCACACAGCGAGAGUGAGCACACAGACACCACAAGUAAAUCCACAGCUUAGUCGAGAGUGCUGCCCUGCUUGUAGCCAUGGCCAGAGGCUCACUGUCUCAGUACACACUGCCUUGUAAUCAGCUAUUUUACGGUAACGACUUCUAGUCAUUUUCAUUUCAGGCUUGGUUAGAAAUAAAGUAACUUGUGAUGAACUGCCACGGUAAGCGUCUGAUUUUUCUUUCC
Molecule: messenger RNA, 3695 nt
Organism: Phasianus colchicus (ring-necked pheasant)
Lineage: Eukaryota; Metazoa; Chordata; Aves; Galliformes; Phasianidae
Gene: HORMAD2
Product: HORMA domain containing 2
Source: RefSeq, a predicted model, not a curated record